Molecule: messenger RNA, 3485 nt
Organism: Myripristis murdjan (pinecone soldierfish)
Lineage: Eukaryota; Metazoa; Chordata; Actinopteri; Holocentriformes; Holocentridae
Gene: arhgef37
Product: Rho guanine nucleotide exchange factor (GEF) 37
Exons: 15
Coding region: 465-2882 (805 amino acids)
Cellular component (GO): cytoplasm
Molecular function (GO): protein binding; guanyl-nucleotide exchange factor activity
Source: RefSeq, a predicted model, not a curated record
ACCAUGAGAGAUAUUUAAUAAAUAACUAAAGACAAUCUGGAAACGUGCAUAAAAUUGUAUUUCAUUGGCAGGAAUAUGGAUAGACAUGAAGAUGUGGAAUGUAGGCUGGCUUUCCCACAUGCAUGUUUUGGGAUUUUUUAUUUAUUUUUUUUAUUUUUUGGGGCAAGACAUGCAUUUUUGUGGUGCGAAAUGCAUUCGAAAAGCCAUGUGUUGGAGACAGUGAGACAGACAGGAGAGCUCCGUCCGAGAUAAGCAGAGCAGAGAGGACAAGACGGGUACUGACAUGAAAAAAAAAGGGAUGUUUAGUCUGUCUAACUGAGUUUAUUUUGACUCUGCAGUGUUGAGGAAGCUGCUGCAGCCAUGCCGCCCCCUCCUCCUCCCCCUGCUGCUGCUGCUGGCCUCACACAGGAAACAUAACAUAGGGGUCACUUCUCUGGUGUUUUGCUGUGUCUUAGUUUCCUGUGAUGACACACAGUUGGGACAGCCUGAGCCUGGUCAAACCCUACAAUUACAUGAUCUCCUCCAACAUGGAGGUCCCCAGGAGGCCUCAGCCCGCCUCCUUCAAACUGAGUCUCCCUAAGCCGGCCUCCUCGGGCCUGCCUCCCCUCGCAGCUGUGGAGAAAGUCUCUGAGGGCAAGGACAGGAUGGAGGGAACGCCACGGGGGAGGAUGGACGGCACCGCAGAGGAAGACAAAGAUCAAAAGGCUGCAGAGCGGGCGCUCGGUCCAGAGGACGAGAGCGAGUCGGACAUCUCUGUGUUUGUGGAGUCAGCCGCCGAGGAGCUUUUGGAUGAAACCGCGUCCCCCGUGGAGGCCGAUUCAAAACAAAGCAGACGCUCAGACGAAGCGGAGAAGUCGCCGGAGGAGGCCGAGGAGGCCAGAAAGAGGAGCAAAGAGGAGGAGGCAGCAGCUAAAGAGAGGGCCGCUCAGAGGCAGCUGCUGGCGGUGGAGGAGCUCGUCCAGACCGAGAGGAAUUACCUUCGGCUGCUGCAAGUCAGCACGGUCACCAUCAGGAGCAGUCUGCACAAGAUGCAGCCGCCUCUAGCUAACCUGGACAGCAUGUUCCUCCACAUAGAGGAUGUGAUCGCCGUGUCGGGUCGACUCCUCAGCCUGCUGGACCAGAAGCAGGUUCAGCCUGGAGACCCGCUCUUCCUGGAGACGCUCUGUGAUGCGUUCCUCAGCCUGUCUUCAGACAUCGAGGCGGCCUAUCGGGAAUACCUGGCCAACUACAACAACGUGACCUCCGUGGAGAACAGCUACAAACAGAAGGAGGCGCUCUGGAGCGAGAUCGUCAAAGUCAUCAAGAACUCAGCGCCGGAGGUGAACGCCACCUCUCUGAGUUUCUUCCUGGUGAUGCCCGUGCAGCGAAUCGCCCGUUACCCCCUCCUGCUGCAGACCAUCCAGAAACACACGGACCCCGCCCACCCGGCGUACGGCCUGCUGGAGCAGACCGCUCACACCGCCGUCGCCUUAAACUGCCGCAUCAACGAGUACAAACGCUUCAGAGAAGUCGCCGACAAAUACAAGAAGACGGAGACGCUGACCAUCAAGGACAAGAUCAACCGCCUCAACAGCCGCAGCAUCGCGAAGAAGACGGCGAGGCUCAGCCAGCACAUCAAACACGAGACCGGAAUCGCAGCGAAGCUGGUCGACGAGGAGUUCGACGCCCUGGAGGGUUUCUUCUACGUUCUGGAAAACGGGAUCCUGCAGCUCCUGGAGAACGUGGAGACGUACCUGGACCACCUACAGAGGUUCCUGGCCUGUAAAACCGAGGAGUUUGACUUGGACAUGGACGGAGAGAAGCCGGCCAUCUGCUACAAGGAGAUCACCACCGCCCUCAGACAGUGGAUCCUCCCCACAUUUGAGAAGAGGAUGCGCACGUUGAUCCACAAGCCGCUGUGCGCGCUCCGGGACCUCCUGGACGGCCCGAGGAACCUGAUCAGGAAGCGGCUGGACAAGCUGCUCGACUAUGAAAUGAUAGAGGCUCGGUCCACGCUGAGCUACGAGGAGCAGGCGGUGGCCAACACCUACAGGACGAUCAACACGCUGCUGCUGAACGAGCUGCCUCAGUUUAACGGCCUGGCCCUGCAGAUGAUCUGGAGCAUGUUGGGCACGUUCAGCUGCCUGCACAAAGACCUGGCAUCAGACAUGGAGCAGCUGUUCCAGAGCUUCGCGCAACAGCUCCCUCACAGCUCUCUGGACCCCGGUGCAUUCUGGGAGUGGGCGGAGCAUACGGUGCUGGAGGAGGCGAAGAAGCUGGAGACGCUUUGUCAAGACGUGCAGGAGACGCUCAACGCACCUGCCGUCCAGCCUCCCAGUCCAUCGUCUCAGCGGCGUCUGAAGCAGCUGACAGAGAAACACGGCUCAGGCAGGAUCUACCAGCUGACCGGCGCCGUGGCGGGCGGCCGCGACCUGGACCUGAGCCUGGCCCGGGGCGAGCUGGUCGCCGUCAUCAGCGAGGCCGACAGCCGCGGCGACAGACGGAGGUGGCUGGUCGACGCCGGCGGCAGAAGAGGCUACGCUCCCGCCUCCAAGCUGAUUCGCUAUCACCAGCCGGCAGAGGACCCGCCCCCUUCGCCCCACCUGGCCCUGCCGGAGGGCGGAGCCGCGCUCAGAAGAAACUCCUACACCCCCGAGAGCCAGCCGCUGACGGCCGUGAGCCCCGCCUACUUCCAGGUGUUUGCGGGCUACGACUUCUCGGCGAGAGGAAACCACGAGGUCUCGCUGCGGGCCGGCGACCCGGUCCGAGUCCUGGAGCCGCACGACAAGCGAGGGAACCCGGAGUGGAGCCUGGUGGAGGCGAGGGGGGGGCAGCGCGGCUACGUGCCCUCCAACUACCUGGCCAUCGUGCCCAUGACCCCCAUGCCACCCAGCGGCUACUAGCAGCACCGCCAGGGAGGAGGGAGGAGGGAGGGGGGAGGGGGGGUGUUUCUGUGUUGGAGUGCAAGCGGUUAAUAUUUUAUGCCAAGGUGCUUUUUACCAUUUUCCAGCGUUCAGGACUCUUGUAGAAACGUUCACAAGAGUUCACAGUUGUUCUCUUGUCUUUUGUUUUUUGUAAAUGUUGUUCUUACCAGAGUAAUUUUUAUCAAAGUGGAAUAACCUGUGUGACAGCUCGUAGACGUCACUGGACACUAAAACGCUACGCGAGAGCAAAGCGAGAGCAGAAAGUAAUUUGUAAAAAUACUAUUAUACAGUUAAAACAAUGUAAAACUGUACAAAGAAAAUUAGAUCUAAUUGUAGGUUUUACAAACUUUAUGUUGCUGUGGAUGAAAUCAGACAUGUGAUUAAGCCAAAUAUCAGCGCGACAUAUCAGUGAAGUGAUUUAUCAGUCUAACCCAAAUACUGGCCAUCGGUUAUUGUAGAUUUCAAGACAAAAACUCAUUUCAAAAUACACACUGCAAAAACUCAAAAUCUUACCAAGAAUAUUUGUCUUAUUUCAAGUCAAAACGUCUUAUUUCUAGUCAAAAUAUCUCAUUACACUUAAAA